Molecule: messenger RNA, 1642 nt
Organism: Hordeum vulgare subsp. vulgare (domesticated barley)
Lineage: Eukaryota; Viridiplantae; Streptophyta; Magnoliopsida; Poales; Poaceae
Product: BTB/POZ and MATH domain-containing protein 1-like
Exons: 2
Coding region: 347-1375 (342 amino acids)
Biological process (GO): protein ubiquitination
Molecular function (GO): protein binding
Source: RefSeq, a predicted model, not a curated record
UUUCGUUGAAGCUCCACUGACGUCAACGCCGCCAGCCCGCCGCUUUUCCCCCUCCCUCUCUCCCCGUCGGCCUCCUCCACCACCGCCCACCAGCCGAGUCCCUCUCCCUCGCCGCCAGUUCCCCUGGACAAGCCAAGUCCUGCUCGUCGGAGCCAAAUCCGGCCGCCGGUGGACGGAUCUGUCCGGAUUGAUCCUCUUAGCUGACGCCGAGGUGGCCAACCUGUCGACCUCGCGCACGCCGGCCCUCGUCGCCUCCUCCGCCGGCGCGACCGGAAAGCACGUCCAGACCGGAGGCAUCUACUCCACUGGCGCGAAACGUUUCAGUCUCAAGCAGAGGGCUUUCGCCAUGGAAAAUGCCUGCACAAACCUCAACCAGGUCGCCCGCUCGGUGCGGCUGCUCAACAUCGACGGGUUCAGCUUGACCGCGGGCAUGGGCGGCGACUACUGCCUCAGAUCCAUAUGGAACGUCGAUGGGUACGAGCUGGAAGUCCUCAUCUAUCCGGGCACCACAUGGGUGGCUCUGAAACUUGUCUUCCUCAGCCAAGCCCGCACGCAGUGGGGCGUGAGGGCGAGCAUGGCCUGUCAGCUGGUGGAUCUCAGCAGGGAGCUUGAACCGUGUCAUGAGUAUGCCGUGUCAGAAACCUUCCAUCACCCCCAAGACUUUGGGGCACUGGUCUUCAUGGAUAGAAAUAAGAUACCGUCUGGUUAUAUCAAGGAUGAUAUGCUGACUCUGCGAUGCGCCAUCACCGUACUCAAGGAAUUACCGGCACCAACCAUCCCAGCUGAAGAAGUGAUCGCCCAACCAUCCACCAACUUGCACCAGCACCUCGGCGAACUCCUGCAGAGCGAGAUGGGGGCCGAUGUCACAUUUCUUGUGUGCGAUGAGUCGUUUGCUGCACACAAGUACAUACUUGCCGCAAGGUCUCCGGUUUUCAAGGCCCAGUUCUUUGGGGAAAUGAAGGACAAGUGCUCGGCACGCGUGGAGAUCAAGGACAUGGAGCCCGCGGCGUUCAGGGCCAUGCUGCACUUCAUGUACACCGACACGGUGCCUGAGCUUGAUCGACCGCUCGAGGAGGUGACGACGAUGGCUCAACAUUUGCUUGUGGCCGCUGACAUGUAUGGACUUGAGAGGCUCAAGCUGGUUUGUGAAAUAAAGCUCUGUGGUGGCAUCACGGUCCACACCGCAGCGACCACUCUUGCUUUGGCGGAGCAGCACGGUUGCUCGAAGCUCAAGGCCAAAUGUGUCGAGUUUAUCGUCAGUACGCCUCCUGUUCUUGAGGCUGUGUUGGCGACAGAUGGGUAUAAGCACCUCGAAUCAAGCUGCCCUUUGGUCCUGACUGAGCUUCUCAAGUCUGUCCAUGUGAGUAAGAGUUGAAGGGUAGUCAUAGUGCUAGAUCUCCAGGAAUUGAAAACGCAUAGUCUCUGUUUGUGCUUGCAUCCAUGUGUGGUGUAGUAAACUUAUGUCUGCAUUUACCUAGAAUAGAAAACUUAUGUGCAUCUAUAUAUGUUAUGUUAUGAGCAACUUAACGCUUUCCUUGCUCCUCCAAUUUAGAUGUAAUUCAGUACAAUGUCGUCCAAGAUUUGGCUGCAUGCUUGUCAAUAUUAGUACAAGGUGAUAAAUAAAGUUGGAUGAUUCAGAGUG